Haplochromis burtoni (Burton's mouthbrooder) is the source of this 1803-nucleotide messenger RNA. RefSeq lists its product as uncharacterized. The record is from RefSeq and is a predicted model, not a curated record. NCBI's taxonomy places the organism in Eukaryota, Metazoa, Chordata, Actinopteri, Cichliformes, Cichlidae. The coding region runs from base 231 to 1187 and encodes 318 amino acids. The transcript has 3 exons.
GAAGCCCCUAAAUGAAUGUCAGUACCUUAUGUAUUGACAGCAGGGCAUUAUAGAAGUUAGUGUUUUUCAUGUCACUAUUCAGUGGUUCAAAUAUGAUUGGUGUAAAAGUAGUCAAUACAUUUCCCAGAAUUUUAAACUUGGCUCUUUGGUGACUGUAACUGGUAGCAACACUAAUGUGUUUUCUCUUUUCCUAAUCUUUAGGUGUAGUUUCAUCACUUAUCAUCACUUUAAUGAGAAAUAGUGCGGACAGUAGUAAAGUGGUGUUACAGUGUAAGUCUGCAGGCUGGUAUCCAGAGCCUGAGCUGCUGUGGUUGGACGGUGAGGAAAACCUCCUCUCUGCUGGCCCUGCAGAGACCCUCAGAGGUCCUGAUGACCUCUAUACUGUCAGCAGCAGAGUGACUGUGGAGAAGAGACACAGCAACAACAUCACCUGCAGAGUCCAACAGAGGAACACCAACAAGAGCAGAGAGACACACAUACAUGUUCCAGGUGAUUUAUUUAAUCCUCCAUGUAGUUCUGCUGGUCACAUCAUCAUAAGUGUUGUUGUGACAGUCCUGCUUAUUCUGGCAGUUGUCUCUGUUGUCUGGAAAUAUUGUUCAAAACAUCAAGGAAGAAACACAAAAAUUUCCACUGAUCACAGAGAGUGUCAGCCCCUCACUGAGAAAAAAAGAGAAGCACUGCAUCUCACAGAAGAUAGUAGUGACACUGUCGACUUUGAUAUGACACAAGAAAACCUCAAUGAUGUGUUUAAAGAAGGAGAGGAAGACAAAUUUCAUUCGAUAAUGGUGGUUCAAUUUUUAAUGAGUCAUAAAUGCGACUUAGAAAAUGAUAUUUAUGAACUGAAACUGAAACUGCUCGAGCUACAAAAACAGCAUGAUGAAAAUCAGAGUCAGCUGGUAAACAAUAUUAAACAAAUACAACAAAAUGAAAAAACAUCUGACAAAAUAAAUGAAGAAGAGGGCAUUGAAACAGAAAAUAAUUUUGAAAAAAUGAAGGAAAACCUUGAAAAAGAAAUAGAGGAAAAGGAAACAGAAAGAAAAUCAGUGUUGUAUGGGGUUGAUGUAAUGACAGAGAAGAAGAAAGAGUUAGAUGACACUUUAUACAAAAUUCAUACACAGAAGGAGAAAAUAGAGAAGAGGAGAAAUGAAGUUCAAAUACAGUUCCAAUCAGGCAAUUCAGAGGCAUAAAAGUGAACAGUAAAUAACACUCACAUUAUUCAUUUAAGCAUUCAUGUAUCACAGUUAAAAAAAGUAAGACAUUUACAAUCUCUAACACAGCACUACAAGAUAUAUUACAUGGAUGAAACCAAAUCCAAAACAGCAGCUAUAGUAAAGACAGUAUGAAUUGUACUUAUUUCACAGAAGAGAGCCUGUCAUCACCAGUUUUAACACAACAGCAGAAAUUGGUUGAGAGACCCUAGUGACACAAUUUUAAAUGAACUUUAGUUACCUCUAGUGGCCAUAUAAUUUAUGACAACUGCAUAUAAGGAGAAAUGUGUUUCAGAGCCAAAAGACAGUUGCGCUCUUUCAGUCACAAAGAACAUUACAGUGUUAUUGUUCCAUUUUAAUAAAAUUCUAAUAAUAAUAUAAACCUAAUAUUAGAUCAUUUUACACAAUUGGUGCUAUGUACCAGUCCAUACAUAUACUUUUACUUUUUUUACUUUUUUUUUCUUGUUAUUGUCUUUGUUCUUUUUUAAUGUGCAAGUUAUUUACAUUUUAUAUAAUAUGAGAUAAUAAUCAGAUUUCUGACUGUAACUUGUCUUUCUAAAUUCCCUACAAGUGUGUAUUUCUUUUUUGUUUGGUG